Molecule: messenger RNA, 2215 nt
Organism: Spea bombifrons (plains spadefoot toad)
Lineage: Eukaryota; Metazoa; Chordata; Amphibia; Anura; Pelobatidae
Gene: PTCD3
Product: pentatricopeptide repeat domain 3
Exons: 24
Coding region: 22-2022 (666 amino acids)
Biological process (GO): mitochondrial translation
Cellular component (GO): mitochondrion
Molecular function (GO): ribosomal small subunit binding; rRNA binding; protein binding
Source: RefSeq, a predicted model, not a curated record
UCAGUCCUGCAGGCUACAGCUAUGGCGGCGCCCUGUGUGAGACUCGGUCUGUCCCGAAGCCGGCUCGGGACACUGGCCAGGUGCUUCAGCGGGAAUGCCAGAGCCCAAGCUUCAGCAGGUACUGAAGAAAUCGAUAUCCCAAAGAGGAAAGUCUGGGACAAAACUGCGGUAUUGCAAGCUCUGGCGUACACGGUUAAUCAUGAUCCAACCUCGGCUCAUUACAUGUUUCAAGAUGAUCCCUUCCUCAUCCCUAAAACCUCUUCAGAGUUUCGUAUAUAUUCGAUAUCAAAAGAGUCUGGGAGAAACGCAGCCAAGUACAUUUUCAACACCUACCCGAAGUUCUUUCUGAAAGACUGUGCGGAGCCGACAAUUCCGUGUUUAAUGCCUGAGAAUCUCCAACCGCAGAUUGAAGGAGUAAGCGAAGAAGCGCUGAAGGAGCGCAUUCAGCUAAGGAGGGUAAAGGAUUCAGUGGAUUUGUUUGACCAGCUUCUCCAAGGAGGGACUACACCUUCUCUAGAAACUACAAACAGACUCCUGGACCUUCUGUGCUUCUAUGGGGACCGGGAGCCGGACCAGACAGAGCAGGGCCAGCCAGAUGAAAUGGAAAAUGCAGAAGAGGUCAGGAAGCGACCGGGUCCUUUCCGAAGAACCUCUGAGGUUGUUGGAUCCUGGAGGCAGAACAACAACGCUGAAAGGAUCUUUAACCUAAUGCCAGAAAGAAAUGCCCAUUCUUUCUGCACCAUGAUAAAAGGAAUGGUGAAGUAUGGUUCUCCCAGCAAGGCCUUCAACAUGUACACUGACCUUCUGAACAACAGGAUGAGCGCGGAUGUCUACACUUUCAAUGCGCUUAUUCUAGCUGCACCUGUAAUGAAAGAGAAAUACAGUGAGAAGUUGCAGCUCAUUAUGGAUCUGCUGAAACACAUGGUAGAGCAAAAAGUGAAUCCCAAUCUCUUGACGUUCAACUGUGUCCUGAAUAGCAUGCGGAAGUGUGGAGCGCUGGCCAAGGGGCCUGCCCUGCAGACGUUAAAUGAGAUGAAAGCACUUAAUAUCGAACCGAGCCUAGCGACGUAUUACCAUCUCAUUGGCGUGUUUUAUAAACCAGCUGCACCUUCUGGAAGGGGACAGGUUGACAUUCUCGCUGAAAUCCUGCAUGAAAUAGAAGGGAGAAGUUUUACUGCCCAGGACCCGGAUGAUGUGUACUUCUUUUCCAGUGCUAUGCGAGUGUGUCUGGAUCUUAAGGAUGUUGAAUUGGCUUAUAAACUACACAAGCUUCAACAGACCGGAGACAACUGGAAGCUCAUCGGAGACAGCUACCUGCAGAGUGCAUACUAUGGCAGGUUCUUCAAUCUUCUGUGUUUAAUGGAGAAUAUUGAUGUCAUCUUGAAGUGGUAUAGAGAGUUCGUCCCUUCGCGUUAUUAUCCAAACGUCAAAGGCAUGACUGAUCUACUGCAAGCUCUGGAAAUGGAGAACCGUUUAGACCUGAUACCUCAGAUCUGGAAAGACAUUAAACAGAUGGGCCACAGUAAUAAAGUAGAAUUGGUCGAGGAAGUAUUGAAUAUGAUGGCCAGAAACCCACAAUCUCCUGAGCUGCAGACUGCCUUUGCAGGCACCGCCUUGGACAUUAAAGCCGUGUACGAGUCCAGAGCCCGAAUGAAAGUGCCUAUGGAGUGGUCUGCCAGCGCCCUCGGGAAUAUCGGCAUACUGCUGUCCAGGGCUGGAAGAACAGACGAUGCCUGGAAAGUUCUGCAGCUCUUCAAGACAAACAAUAGAGUUCCAAGCGCUCUAGUGCUCGAUGAGUUUUUAGCCAGUGCCAAAACCAGCUGCAGCCCCGCUCUGGCCGUGAAUCUUGUGCAGCUCGCAGCCGGCUUCAGUUUACCAAACGUUGCAAGCAUAGCCCAGCGAGUCAUGGAGGAGUUUAAUAUCACAGAAGAGCAGAGGAUAAGUCUGGAAGAUCUCAACAAGCAGCACAGCGAGAGCAGUAGUAGUAGUAGUGAGAGCAGCGACAGCGACCGGGAGUCCUGAAAAGCACCUGCUCUUUCCAAGGAAGGGUCAUCCAAACCUGAGUCGAAUACCUGGUUACUGAUUUCAAGCUAAAAUAAAUGCCCUGGGAAAGUGCAGAAAGCCCUCAUGUGCUACAAAUAACAUGUUUGUACAUUUGUAUUAACUCGUGCAUCAACACAGCCUCGUGUGUACAAUAAAUUAUUCAAAUACUUUU